Aplysia californica (California sea hare) is the source of this 3965-nucleotide messenger RNA. RefSeq lists its product as uncharacterized. Gene Ontology annotation, molecular function: zinc ion binding; DNA binding. Lineage: Eukaryota; Metazoa; Mollusca; Gastropoda; Aplysiida; Aplysiidae. The transcript has 4 exons. The record is from RefSeq and is a predicted model, not a curated record. The coding region runs from base 106 to 3561 and encodes 1151 amino acids.
CCUUCAUACCAGUGCGGCUAGAUCUAGCUGCUUUUAAGUCCUGUCAGACUCAGAGUUGUUGUUGUACAUGAGUGGUCACUGUGGUCAAACUUACAGGGGAGCAACAUGUCUACAUCUGAGCAUACUGGUAUAUUGAAGUCCAAUCCAAGUCUAAUCUCAAAAGUGCAAGACUGGAUUAAGGAAAAUGUUGACUACAGCAGAGCCGAACUCAAUCGAAAGCCAUACUCCUUUCGUGGAGGUAUCUGUCACUUUGAUUGUCAGUUACCCUCUCUGACUUUGCUCUGCCGUGAUGCAUUUGCUAAGUACAAGAUGCUCGUCAUUGACAGUGAUAUGAUGGAUGACUUACAAAAAGCUAAGGUCCUUAACUGGUGUGGUGCUCUGUCAACUCUACAUGCUGUUAAAGUCCCACGAGAUGGAAACUGCUUGCUACACUCUGCGUCUUUUGCCAUGUGGGGUGUGGACGACCGGGGGGAGACUCUUCGACAGUUGCUGCUCAUGACCCUCCAAAACGAUUAUGGCAACCAGUACCGGACACGCUGGUGCCGUCAACAACUCCAGGAUGCACAGAACGUAAUCCAAACAGAGAAGGAGGCUAUGAUGCAGGAAUGGGAAGAUAUAGUUGACAGAGUUGCAAGCACUGCAAGUCAGGCUGCAUCUGCGGCAGUCCCCCACAAAUUCCUUGAGUCACUUCAUGUCUACGUUCUGUGCAACAUCCUCCGACGUCCCAUCAUUAUUAUCUCUGACUGUUCCGCACGUUCAAUAGAUGGAACAAGUCUCCAGGAAAAUAACAUCGGUGGGAUCUACCUGCCCUUGGAGUGGAAUCGUGCGGAGUGCAGCAAGACGCCACUGAUCAUAGGCUACACCAACACCGGAUGUCACUUCUCUCCCUUACUGUCUGAGUUUCAAAUGGACAGCACCAGGAAACAGAUGUUCCCACUGGUGACUCAAGAUAUGAACUUCUUGCCGGUGAGGUUCUUGAAGCAGGAGGAGGAGACUGUGGUCUGGGAGCUGCUGCAGGACUAUUUGGUCAUCAAGGAUGAGGUAUCAGGCCAACAAGGUGUCAGUGUUCUUUGUGUGGUCAUGUCGCUGAAACCUAUGCCUUUCCAUCUGAAUGCCGUUGAAAUGCACUAUCAGCAGUUUGUUCAGCGCAGCAAAAAGCAGGUCCCUGCUGUAUACUCCCAUUUCCAUCACUCACAGAGUGUUGAGACACAGCAGUCUAGAGUUGCUGCAAACUACCGUGACGUAGUACCACCCUUUGAUGAUGAUCUGGUACCACAUAUCCACCCCCCUGUCGUUGAACCACCCUUGCAUUCCUCAAAAUCCAACCCCUUCUACCACAUCCAGGUGAGCAGCCAGACUGUGGUUUCCACCUAUGUGAGACCUGUCAAUGAAGCACACAAAGCACGACUAAAGGGUCUAGAUACCAAAAAGUCUAAGAAACAGAUUAAAAAAGACAAAGAAAAGAAUGUUCCUCCUGCUGAAAAGUUUCCAUAUCCUGGACAUCCAAACGCGGCAAGUGUGUUGGAAGGUGUGUUACCAGAUGAGUUCCAAAGGCACUUCGCCAUCGCAGAGAAAUUGACUGAUUUAGUGUCAACUGUGAAAAAUGAACGGAACUCAAGAAAUCCAACCAAAAAGAGGGUGAAAGAAGAAGGAGGACUUGCUUUUGUUGCUGAGAAGCUCAACGACUUUGAUUUAUUUUUUGGUGGAGACCAGAUGUCAAAAACAGUGACAGAGCAGAUUAAAGAGAAAAAUACUACAGUAGCAAGCAACUGCAUCACUCCUGGAUGCAAAAAAUCAGCAGGAAUGAACCAAGGUGGAUUGUGUGAUGGGUGCUUGGAGAACUUGACCAUUGCAGAGAGUGGCACUGAACUUGUAUCAAUUGGGGAAGGAGACAAGAAAUUUUACGUCUCAAAACAAGGAGAAGAUAGGGGGAAUACCUCGAUGGAGACGGAGCCUGGUGUGCCUGUUGUCUAUGAGUUCCAGUUGGAUACUGGGCCCCCGCCACCAGCUACUUUAGUCCCUACAGCUCCCCCACCUUCUGGAAACUUCCCGUCGCACGCGCCAGAAACUCUUUCCCUGAUGUCCACUCGUUGUGCGAAUGGCUGUGGCUACAGAUGUUCUAAGCACACUUUUCCUUACUGUCAUGAGUGCCACGACAGGCUUCAGAGUAACACCGAAGUUGUGGAACAGCCAACUGCGCUGCUGCCUUCAAGUUCAAAGGUGUACACGCCUCCUUCUGGAGACGGAUGGCAGAAAGUAGGUCAUGACCAAAAGAACAUCCAAGUACCACCGAUAUCUUCGACAAUGCAGGAAAUGCCAUCGUCAAUGCCAGCUGAUGUGCCUGUGCGCUCAGGUGAUCAGGGGGACAUUUCAAAUAAUGCAGUGCGAGUUGUUACAGAAAAUAUGUCUUCUAAGAUUAAAGAACAUUGCAAUGUAGUGAAAGCAGAAGCCAGCUGUCAUUCAGAUCAUGCUCAGAAAAGGCAACAGGUCCAAUGCUCGAGUCCUUUUUGUGUCACAAUGAUUCAGCCUACAGAGGGUGUUUGUCACAAUUGUAAAGAAAUAUUAAGAACUCACAGCCCAUCAACUACUCAGGUUGAUGAGAGUCCACAUGGUCAAAAUGUUCCGAACGGAUUUGUCAAACUGCAAACAGAGAACCAUAAGGACACAAUUUCAGUUCCACCAGGAAACACUCAACCUAAAAGCCCUCUUGGAGAGCUAGAUGUUAUGCAACUAGAUUCGAUACCUGUGCCUUCUGACACGAGAAAUGUGUCAAAAAAGUCAACAGACACAUAUGGCAGGGUGCAGAAAAAACAUCUGGUUCGUGGGAAACUUUGCAUUUCCCCUGGAUGCAGCUAUUUUGGUGACCCAGCAAAUGCAGAUAUGUGCAGUUCCUGUUUUCACAGAAAUCAGCCUUCCAAAUGGAACUCAUCUGCACAAGCAGUGGCAGAAGAAAACCAAGCAAACAGUUAUCACAAACACUCUAAAACUACGUUGUCUUGCACUGGCAAAACUCAACAUAUCAGUCGAAGUCAGGGUGUUGAUAAUGAGUUUACCAAAGUCCCCAUUUUUCAGGCAAGUCUCAAAGAGUUUUCAAAGCUUCCUAGGUUUGAAGCUUUCACAACCGCAACCACCCACUUGCCCGUCUCUUCUGCGUGUGAACCCACAGACAAGUCAAAGUAUGGCUUCACGCAUCAGUCCUAUACCCCCAUGAGUUUGAAUCUGUCCCCCAGUUCUGAGAUGGCUACAAGUCUGAGCAGAGCCCCGCAGGGUUUUCUUCAUGCUCACCAGCCAAACCUGACGGGACCAGAGUCUUUAAAUCCUUCUGAUGUCCCGCCUGGCGUUGACUUUGUUUCCAUCAUUGAUAACGAUAACCUGAAGGGAUACAAGCAAAUGCUACAAGCCUUUGAACGUGAGUUGAAGAAGUGCAGGACCCAUGGCUGUCCCAGUUAUGGGAAUGAUAAAAGCUCUGGCUACUGCAACGAGUGCUAUCUUAUCUACAGUCUCCAAGAGAAGGAGCACCUGAGAACAGACUUGGGGCAGGAAGAUGUGCCUGAUAACUAAGAACACUGUGUAUUAUUAACCCAAAGGCCUAGCUGUUCUUCAUAGUGGUACUGAUAUUUGAGUAAUACUGUCCAUUGUCACUUGUCUUUUUAAAUUUUGCAAGGGGAUCUCGGUACCUUCACUGCUUCCUCAUGUAGGCUACCUCUCCAUUAAUUCUUCUCUUUGUUUCUUUUCUAUCUUCCUCUAUUUCAUAUGUGCUAUGAUUUUGAUUACUCGACGGUAUCAAACAAGCGUUCCUCCCCCCCCCCCCCCCCUUAUUAAUUUUCAUUUUUUUUUGCGCCGGCUCCUUACUCCAUACCCCUCAUUUAUUCAUUUAUUAUAUUCCAGCGUCCCACUACCGAUGGUCAUGUGAAACAUUAUAUCUAGAAUCUAUAUAUAUUUGAAUGAUACACCCUUUUUUUUUG